UCAACUCACCAGAUGGAGAGGGGGCAGGCAGUGAUGCUUUGCGCGCGUGUGUGUGUGUUGUGUGAGUGUGUUUAUGUGUGUUGAGUGUGUUUAACGCAUGGUUACACAUGAGUUUGCAUAUUUACAGCUCUUGCACAUUUGGCUAUCACGCUGUGCAUAACCCAAUUAAAGGAUUGCGUUGAACGAAAGGUGCGGAAAGGUGAGGCAAUCUUUUAGAGACCACAAUCCAACCUGACGAGCGCGUUUGCACGUGAAAGAGCGAGAGAUUGUGCUCAAGCGUUAAGAAGCGCUUGGGAGAGGGGAGGGGUGAGAGAGAGAGAGAGACGGAGAGAGAGACAGCGAGAGAGAGAGAGACGCGCGAGCAUCAAGUCCCCACUCCACAAUCCAGCAAGCAUCCUUCUACUGUAAGCCCCCCAGUGCCACUAUAGGAGACCCUAAAGCUCCAUAAUCAUGGAUGGAACAAAGCCGGCCCUGGACUCCAACGCGGAGGAGACUCAAGACGAAGGACAGGAAAGCAAAGGAUGCUUUGAGUGCUGCAUCAAAUGUCUGGGUGGGGUCCCCUACGCCUCCCUGGUGGCCACCAUCCUCUGCUUCUCCGGCGCGGCCCUUUUCUGCGGCUGCGGCCACGUAGCCCUGACCGGCACCCUGACUAUGCUGGAGAACCACUUCUCCAGGAUCAGCAGCGACCACGGCACCCUUACCACGGUCGUUCAGAUCUUUCAGUACAUCAUCUACGGCAUCGCCUCGUUCUUCUUUGUCUACGCCAUCGUCCUGCUGGCCGAGGGCUUCUACACCACGAGCGCCAUCAAGAAGGAGCUGCAGAGUGACUUCAAGACCACCGUGUGCGGACGUUGCAUCACCGCCUUUUUCAUGUUCCUGACCUACAUCCUCGCCCUAGCCUUCCUCACUAUCUUUGGCUUCACGGCCAUCCCGGUGUUCCUCUUUUUCAACAUGUGGAACACCUGUGCCGCCAUGAGGUCCCCGGACUCCAACAUCACCUCGCCCGACUCCAUCUGCGUGGAUGUCAGGCAGUACGGUAUCAUUCCCUGGAACGCAACACCGGGAAAAGCUUGUGGUGCCACCCUGGGAGACAUCUGUAACACCAGUGAGUUCUACCUGUCCUACCACCUCUACAUUGUGGCAUUUGCCGGUGCUGGAGCGACUGUUAUAGCACUGAUUCACUACUUGAUGAUCUUGUCAGCCAACUGGGCUUACCUGAAGAGCGCCGUCUCCACGCACGACUACCAAGACAUCAAGACCAAGGACGACCAAGACCUGGAGGCAGAGGCGCGCUCCAAGGAGGGCCAGAACUCGUCCUCCUACUCAUAAGGAUGAGCCACUCCCUCGUCAUAGAGCGCCGCCCGCCCAUUUCCUCCGCUCACACUUUCAACUGCCACACUUAGUAACCCAUCCGGCUCCUUCAUAAAAAAUGCUUUCAAUUUUUUUAAGACAAAACAACAACAAAAAACACCCUAGUUAUAGUCAAGGGUCCCGCCAUCUCCUGAGUCUCUCUGCUCUUCCCUUCCCUUACGCCAUGUUGGAUAGAGUGGGCGUGUUUUCCCACCAGAAGGGAACGGGAUUGAGGGUCAGGAGGAAGGGCACCCCCCCCAAAAAAAAUCGGCUUCCGAAUGGGAGAGCUGGUCCAUCAGGCUGGAGCUCGUAUACGGUCGGUGGGUUAACCAAGAGUCACCCGGCUGUCGGGCCGCGGCUCGUCCGAGUGGGCCGGAUGGCGUCCUUGCCCACCGCUGAGCCAGCGCAGCCUCUCCAUGACCCCCCCCCCCCCUUGACUAAAUAAACUGUGUUGACUGUGGGCGCCCGCCAAGCGCAAGUCAGACAGCAACAACAUCCUCUCUUUUUUUGAUGUUUUAUAUGCAUAUAUAUACGUAUAUAUAUGAAUAUAUUGUGUGAAUGUGUGCGAAUGUUGUCGUUUUUUAAUACCUUCGGAAAAUGCCAGCGACUCUUAAGAUCAUUCUUAUGUUUUCUUUCUUCUCACUUUACUUCUAUACAUCACUAACUAUUGUUAAUGCUCAAAAUAUUGUUACUGUAAAAACUGAAAAAAAAAAAAAUACAGACUAUCCCUUAGCAAGUCAAGUCAUUUGAAGGCAUAUGUGAUUUGGCAUAUUGGAAAACGCUUCGCUCAGUUUGAGUUUAAUGACUAAGAGAUUUUAAUACUCAAUCAUUCAGACCAAAGUUAAAGGUUAAAGGUAAUUGCCUAAUAAUUAUUUUCGCAGCACCUCGGGUUUCAAAAUGUUUGCGAUUCCUGUCUUAAAAGGGUCUUCAGCAGUUUUUCCCAACCAGACACACGUUUUAAAUGAGAAAAAAUGUCCCUGUCAAAAAUGAAAAUGAAAGUUAAUCAUAGAUGUUUUAGUGGAUGCUCUGCUUGUAACUAUAAAAUACUGGCAUAGAUAGAUAAACAAAGCUAAUUUGUGGUCAAUAAAAUCAAAAAUGUAAUAGUGUCCUGUGGCACACUGGUUGGGAAUAAGUGAUCUAAAGCCCUUGCUUAAAAAAAAUAAAACAUAUUUUACUUCUUUUUGAGGAAAAAAGUCCCAAUUGUAAAUACUCAAAUCAUCCCAAAAGAUUUAAAUUGAUAGAUUUAAAACCAUUUAACGCAAUCAGUUUUUUGUCCAUGUUAUUUACUUAUUUAUUUAUUUAUUUAUUUCCAAACAUGUAUUUUCCUUCUGUGUGUUUAGGACUCCAAUGCUAGAUCAGCAUUUGAUCAUUUGGUUGUGUGAGGGACACAGAGCAGUCAUAACACAAUGGAUUGAGCUUCUUGUGAUAGAAACAUUGAAAGAAUUCAUUUAAUCGCUUUUGAGUUCUUCUCAUUAUUCUGUAUUGAUUAUAAAUCUCAUUUGUAUUGUAUUUGUAAUGUUUUUGAUGACCACUGACUCGUCAGUCCCGCUGAGUGUUUUUUUUUUUUUUUUUUUUAACCCUCUCAGAUGAGCCACAGACUGUUUCUGGAUGUUUACACACUGAACAAAACAAGUCAGGAAUUUUCAUACAUUCAUUUUAUAAUCUGAUAUUGUUUCGUAAUCAUAAUCUAUACUGUAUAAUUGAUCACUACUUAGUCAACCCUAAAAAAAAGAAAAAGUACUAUUUGAUGAAAUGAAGCAUGUCAGUAUUGUCCAAGUGUGCAGCUGUCUAUUCUGUAUUUAAAAAAAAAAAAAAAAAAAAAAAGGACUUUAUUGCCAUGUGUGCUAUGUUUGAUAAAUAUAUCUCCUCUGCCGCCAAGUGGAUGUCAAGUCAAAUUUAAAUUUCCUAUCCGACAAUUCAUGUCAGGGUGUUGUAAUUUCCUUAUUAUUUGCAUGAAGGAGACCUGACUGUGUCUUUGCAGUUUUUUUCAGGUGAUGUGUGGUAAAUUGUAUGACAACUUUGCUAGGCGGUGUUUUCCCCCACUUCCUCUAACCCCCCCCCCCCCCACCGCCCAUUUUCUAAAAAACCAAAACAAAACCCCCAAAAAGAUCCAUUGUACUUUGAUGGCAACGUAGUCUAUGUAGGUGUUUCCUUAUGCUUUUUAAUUUAAGUUGGGAAUAGUUUUAUGACUGCUAUACAGUGAUGAUUUUUGUAACCUUCUCUAGUAAAACCGGUAUUUUUAUUAUCGUG
Molecule: messenger RNA, 3600 nt
Organism: Syngnathus typhle (broad-nosed pipefish)
Lineage: Eukaryota; Metazoa; Chordata; Actinopteri; Syngnathiformes; Syngnathidae
Product: neuronal membrane glycoprotein M6-b-like
Exons: 7
Coding region: 451-1329 (292 amino acids)
Biological process (GO): axon development; central nervous system myelination
Cellular component (GO): myelin sheath; plasma membrane
Molecular function (GO): structural constituent of myelin sheath
Source: RefSeq, a predicted model, not a curated record